Messenger RNA from Drosophila guanche, 749 nucleotides. RefSeq names its product transmembrane protein 256 homolog. The coding region runs from base 48 to 599 and encodes 183 amino acids. The record is from RefSeq and is a predicted model, not a curated record. The transcript has 2 exons. Lineage: Eukaryota; Metazoa; Arthropoda; Insecta; Diptera; Drosophilidae.
AAUCUGAAACCAAAUAUUCGAGAAAUAACUGAGACAAAUUCUACAACAUGUCGAUGGUGAACACCUUGACCGACAUUGCCCUCGAGCAUCCAGUGAUGCAAGCGGUCAUCUCCUACUUUUCGGAACUACUGCACUCCAUUGGAAAGCCCGCAGAGCAGGGAGAGGUGGUGCCAAAGGAGAUACAACAGACGCUGGGCUCGGUCGUCUCGAAUUACGUCUUAUCGAAUGUCACGCUCAACAGCUUGUUCGGCAGCAAUUAUCACUUUAUCCGUUUGGCUGGCUUGAGCGGCACAUCGGCCAUUUUGAUGGGUGCCUACUGCGGCAGCGUGCUGGAGGGUAUCAAGGAUCCCCUGGAGCAGAUACGCCUGGGGGGAUAUGCGGAUGGGGCCAUUCGCAUUCACUUCCUGCAUGCGUUCACAAUGAUGGCCAUUCCCCUGGCCCACUAUCCCGUGCUCACGGGCACUCUGAUGACCACGGGGACGCUGAUCUACAGCGGCUCCUUGUACUACUGCGCCCUGAAACGCAAGCGUCGCAUUCGUAUUUAUCCCACCAUCGGAGGGUUCGUCCUGAUAGCAGCAUGGAUGUCGCUGCUCAUGUAGGAUGAUGGACUAACCGAAGCAGCGAGAAGACCAAAAAUACACACAAUAAACACACGCCCAUAGCACCCCCCAACACUUCCAACUGGCACAGGCUGGCAGCACAGGUCGGUUUGCUCACUGACACAGGCUGACGGCUAUUCUACACUGCAA